Messenger RNA from Punctularia strigosozonata HHB-11173 SS5, 876 nucleotides. RefSeq lists its product as uncharacterized. NCBI's taxonomy places the organism in Eukaryota, Fungi, Basidiomycota, Agaricomycetes, Corticiales, Punctulariaceae. The transcript is spliced from 2 exons. The record is from RefSeq and is a predicted model, not a curated record. Bases 1 to 876 code for a protein of 291 amino acids.
AUGGGCUGCUCGCUUUCGCUUGUCUCAAAACCCAUCCGGACAGCCUCCGACCGCUACCGCUACCAGACCGUCGUCCUUCGGAACCAGAGACAGAUCAAGUCUUUCCUGGUCGUCCUUAAAUUUCAACGGCCCAAAUCUAAGCCUCCGCCAUCCGUUACGCAUCUAUGCGCUUUCUACGGCGAAGCCCCGUUCGUGUCGCCGGCGACCUACAUCGAACAGGCAAGACGACAGUACGCCGAGACCAGCCGCGCGCUGGACGAGCUCCUGACCCUCGUGGGUCCUACGCUGGUCUCUUGCGCGCUCAUUGGGGAGGCGUGCUGGUACGUCUCCGGCCACCCGCACCGUUUCAAGACGCCCCUACCUGCCCUCCGAGCUCUCUGGACGCCCGACGUGACCCGCUGGGACACGGACCGCCCGCGCCUCCUCCCUGCCCUGGAGUCGCUUCACAUCACCAACACGCAGUAUACGCUAGACGUCUUAUCGGCGGACGUCGACGCUAGACUUUCCAGGCUCUGCGGUGCCAGUCCGAUCCGCCGCGUUGGCUUCACUUGCUGCUGCGAGAACGUCUAUGUAGAGCUAUGCUAUCAGACAUCGGCCAACCCUGUUGCCAGAGCCGAAGCCGCGCCGCCGUUUAGCUUCACCAGCCUGAGCCACGCCGAGUGUCUCGAGCGCGGCCAUCGAUCCGGACAAGCGACUCACAACGGCAGACCUUGCGAACUUCGUGCGGCCGCCUGCCCGCCAGGGAACGUCGGGAAACAGAUAGAAGGCGCGUGGAGAAAGUAUAUCGGCUGGGAUCCGUCCAGUUGGCCUGGAGGCGUCAAAGGGACAACCGCCGAGGAGCGUCUUCCGCUCCGGCCCAUCUCCAAUCGCGCUUAG